AUGGUGCACUGCAGUGGUGCUGAGACGGUAUUCGCUUUGUGGUUACUGCAUGGUCUUCGCACUGCUUUCAAUCUUACAAUCUUUGAGUUGCAUUCUCGUGUAUUGUAUACUUGUGCAUUCCUGUACAGCUUCGCUGUUUGUGCACUUGUACUUUCUUGUCAGCUUCGCUGUGUAUAUCUGUACAGCUCCGCUGAUUCGGUUUCUCUGUGUCCUGGCCUGCUUCCAUGGGAGCUCGAAUCGGCCAGCGCAGACAUCGCAGACCAGGUUGACGGUUCACCGUCGCCAGUUGCGAAGAUUUGA
This is a messenger RNA of Prorocentrum cordatum, 300 nucleotides long. The record is from the annotation of a GenBank genome assembly. NCBI's taxonomy places the organism in Eukaryota, Dinophyceae, Prorocentrales, Prorocentraceae.